Nelumbo nucifera (sacred lotus) is the source of this 703-nucleotide messenger RNA. RefSeq lists its product as uncharacterized. Gene Ontology annotation, cellular component: endoplasmic reticulum membrane; endoplasmic reticulum. The record is from RefSeq and is a predicted model, not a curated record. NCBI's taxonomy places the organism in Eukaryota, Viridiplantae, Streptophyta, Magnoliopsida, Proteales, Nelumbonaceae. Gene Ontology annotation, biological process: intracellular protein transport; endoplasmic reticulum to Golgi vesicle-mediated transport.
AUUAAUUGAAUUCCCUUCUUCCACCUUUUUCUGUUCUUGCCCUCCGCUCUCGCACUGAGAAUCAUCGAAAACCAAAUUCAGAUCUGUUGCUGGUAGGGUUUCUUAGGAGGCAAAAAUGGCGUUGGAAUGGGUUGUGCUUGGAUAUGUCGCGGGCGCGGAAGCAAUCAUGUUGGUGCUGCUGACGCUGCCGGGUCUCGAACGACUCCGUAAGGGUCUCACCGCGGUGACUCGGAACCUCCUGAAGCCGUUCCUGGCGGUGGUUCCGUUCUGUUUGUUUCUGUUAAUGGACAUUUACUGGAAGUACGAGACUCGGCCGACUUGCGAGGGUGCAGCCUGUACUCCCAGCGAGCAUCUCCGUCAUCAGAAGUCGAUCAUGAAGAGCCAACGCAAUGCCCUCUUGAUUGCCUCUGCUCUCGUCUUCUACUGGCUCUUGUUUUCGGUUACCCAUCUGCUUGUCCGUCUCGAUCAGCUCAACCAGCGCCUCGAGAAGUUGAAGAAUCAGGAAUGAUGGGGGGAGACCCAUAAAGGAAUUGGUGGAAUUCGAGAUAAGGCUUUCUGUUGUUUAUUUUCCUUUUCCUUUUUUUUUUUUUUUCUUUUGAGACUUCCAAUGUUUAGUGAGGUAGCUUGUUGUGGUUGGUGAGACUUGUGCUUUUGAUUUGUAUACGCAGUAUCCGAUUAAUACAAUCGAUCAUUGAUAGAUCUA